AUGGCUAUGACUUAUCUACUCCCUCCUCUCCCUCCUCUGGUCCUGCCCGCUAAGCUCCAUCUCCCUCGGAACUGCUACCCCUUCCCACGACCUUUCCAGUUUCCGCUUGCUCUUAGCGCUACAGGCCCAGUUUUCUUUGACCAUCCCACCCUCCCUGACAAAGAAGACAAGGCCAGAGGCACGCUCACCUACUCACGGACACAGCUGAUCCCUCGGGACGGCACUCCAGUGUCUCAAAGUCCGCUCGCCCCCCCACACCCCACACACGGUGGUCUUGGGGAGCCCACCCGAGUGGUAGGCUCCCGGGAUCGCCUAGGCGGCUGGAAACCAGCCGCCGAAGAUGUACAGAAGCAGCACGCCCUAGCGUCUCGAGGAGAUCCUAGUGUCGUGCUUCGCUUCCCUGAGAAUAAAACACCAGGGUCUGCGCCUGCGCAUGACCUCAUCCAUGAUGAACCCCUAUCUCCAACAUCUCGAUUCUCCGCCGAUAACUGGAACCAGGUGCCAUUCAAUCAAAAUGGCCUCGCCGAAACCAACGAUCAUUUCUUAGCCAACCACCACUACGAUGGUCAAUCUAUGUCAUCUUUGGCCACUACAUCCUACCGACAUGAUCAGAAUUCUGGCCGUCAAGAGGAGCAGACGUUUCACUCAGUUCAUGGACCAUGUGCCCCGGCGGCAUCGAUCUUUGAUGUGACCGCCCAUCUUCUAAAUCCCUUAGUAACAUGA
Molecule: messenger RNA, 723 nt
Organism: Puccinia graminis f. sp. tritici CRL 75-36-700-3
Lineage: Eukaryota; Fungi; Basidiomycota; Pucciniomycetes; Pucciniales; Pucciniaceae
Exons: 3
Coding region: 1-723 (240 amino acids)
Source: RefSeq, a predicted model, not a curated record